Messenger RNA from Scomber scombrus (Atlantic mackerel), 6953 nucleotides. It is a transcript of the gene dedd, whose product is annotated as death effector domain containing. Gene Ontology annotation, biological process: regulation of apoptotic process; apoptotic process; extrinsic apoptotic signaling pathway via death domain receptors. Lineage: Eukaryota; Metazoa; Chordata; Actinopteri; Scombriformes; Scombridae. Bases 331 to 1536 code for a protein of 401 amino acids. The record is from RefSeq and is a predicted model, not a curated record. The transcript is spliced from 5 exons. Gene Ontology annotation, cellular component: nucleolus. Gene Ontology annotation, molecular function: DNA binding; protein binding.
UGGCGGUAUUUGCUAAACGGCCUAUGGUGUCUGCUUGAGGACCAAAAGCAUUAAACGGAGGCACCGUGCCGCAGAACAAGGGACUGGCAACGUUUAUAUUGAAAAUCCACCUAAUAGUCGUUUAAAACAAUUAAACAGAACCGUGAUUUGUAUCCUGAAAGAAGCGUAGUUGUGCUGGAAGACGCUGAGAAGCUAACUUGGCGUUAGCUGCCUACUAACUUUAAUAGUGUCAGAGGAAUAUCCAUAAAAAAGAAGCUCAUCAGUUGGACCAGAGGAGGACAGCAGGACUUGCAGGGAUUCUGACAUCCCUUAUCAUCAUCGGGCCCUGAGAUGACAUCACAGCAGCCUCAGCUCCCCAAUGCUGCUCUUCCUCCCCAGCUCGCCCACAACUCCUCUCCUCAGCAGGCCCGGCCUCACAUUCACGCCAAUCAGCUGGACUCGAGUCAUAGCAGUGGCCCCCUGGACCACCGAGCUCUGACGGGCAGGCCCGGCUGCUCGGGCGCGGCCGCAAACAGCGGCGAGGCGACCAACAGGAACGUUUCGGCCUCCUGCCACAACUCCAGCUCGUCCAGAAGAGAUGGGAGCUUCGAGCCUUGGCCCGAGGAAGCAGUGGACAACUCCCACGGGCUGUACUCACUCCACCGCAUGUUUGACAUAGUGGGAGCCCAGCUGACUCAUAGGGAUGUCAGGGUACUGUCGUUUCUGUUUGUGGACGUGAUCGACGAGUACGAGCGCGGCGGCAUCAGAAGUGGAAGGGAUUUCCUGCUGGCCUUAGAGCGCCAGGGUCGCUGCGAUGAGACCAACUUCAGACACGUGCUCCAGCUUCUGAGGAUUAUCACCCGCCACGACCUGUUACCUUAUGUCACACUCAGGAAACGACAGGCCGUGUGUCCAGACCCUGUUGACAAGUAUCUGGAAGAGACAUCAGUACGUUACAUUUCACCCAGAGGAGCAGUACAGAGCAGGGACGCAGCGCCUCACAGAAGGACUGGUCCUCAGCCAGUCAUUUGCUGUUCCUCGUCAGGACCUCAUGUUGGCCCGCCCAGAACAAAGCCAGCUACUCCUGUAUCCAACCGCAAACGGAAGAGAAGUCAUUCCUCAGCUGACUGCAGAGAGAAGCAAACAUGUGAUAUUCGCCUCCGGGUUCGUGCUGAAUACUGCCAGCAUGAGUCUGCGCUUCAGGGCAACGUCUUCUCCAACAAGCAGGAGGCAGUAGAGCGGCAGUUCGAGCGCUUCAACCAGGCCAACACUAUCCUUAAAUCCCGAGACUUGGGCUCCAUCAUCUGUGACAUCAAAUUCUCCGAGCUUACCUACUUGGAUGCCUUCUGGAGGGACUACAUUAACGGAUCAUUGCUAGAGGCCCUUAAAGGGGUCUUCAUUACAGAUUCCCUAAAACAGGCUGUGGGCCACGAGGCUAUAAAACUGUUGGUCAAUGUAGACGAGGAGGACUACCAGGCAGGUCGACGCAAACUGCUCCGUAAUUUGGUCACAAGUGGAGGGGCUCUCCCAGGAAGUAGCAAAGACUGUGUGUCUUAGAUACACUCUCCAGCUGAUGGCAUUCGGGAGGAACACUGCUGUGCUUCCCUGUCAGGGGGAUAGAGUGAGAUGUGGUGGUGUCAUUUGAGGUGCCUGAAGUGCGUGCCUAAAAGAAACUCAACAAUUUCCAGCCAGCCCAUUGAUUCCUUGAGAGCUAAGAUGGGAGGAUAUGUAGUUGUCACCCCUAAGCGUAGCAUGCGAGGUGAUCGGGAACUAUGUCAGCAAACAGUAGGCAAUGCAUCUAGGUUGACGUCAUUUUGAAAAUGAAGUUGUUCAUUUUUCUUCAAAGGAGGAGGAUGCUAAUCUCACGUGCAUUACAUUUAAAGAGGACUUUGUUAUUUCUGAUAUAUUAGCUCAUUGAAACACAUUUGUUGACUCCCAUGAUGCUCUUUAACUCGUUGAAAAGCAGUUAUUACAGAAAACGUGCUUAAAGCUGACAAGUUACUCCCAGUGGGAGCUGUACUUAAUUGUCAAAAUGGUUCAUUUUUGGUGAAAAUUUUUCAGUUUUUUCAAGGUACAUUUACAGAUUGAUUGGAUUAACCCAAUCAGAAAGUGUUCUGUGUGUUAUAGAAAGGCACAGACUGUAGUAAGACUUACACUUAGUUUUCUCUGUUUCUGUCAUCUUAUUAUCCUACUUUCCCAAACAUUUUAACACUUUCCUUGUCUGUGAAGAUGAACACUUUUUAGAGCAUUUUUUAUUGGCCCAUAUUUGGUCACUGGACAUCAUUUGCUGUGUCUGAAAUCACUCCCUGCAUACUAAACAGUGCACUAUAUUUACCUUCUGCCAUUUUUUCUGAGUGUCUGAGUGUGUAGAUGUAUCCACAAUAAAUAUAGUGUCCUCAAACUUUCUACAAUGGAAUGAAAAAGUACUUUCUGCUAACAAUGCCACAAUGCAGUGUAGCGCAUUUAAUAGAUGCAAACAUUACUGUUGUGACCUAACAGCUGAUACUAACAAUGGUAAGUGUCUAAUAUCUCAACUUACUGCUCGAUAUUGAAUAAAUGAUUGGGUGUGUUUUAUAAAGGGAGGAGUGAACGAGUGAUUUCUGACACAGCCGGUGUGUGUCUUGGCUUUCUUUUAACAAAAUCUCACGUAAGUCUCUAAUUACCUUUGUUGGGCGAUAUAUUGUCCCAGAAAUAAUCGCGAUAAACGAUAUUAUUGUCAUUUUAAGACCAUUUUAUGCCACAGUUGCAAUUAACUUGGUAACACUUGUUUGAAAUGCCAUAUGUACCCCCCCCCCCCCCCCACCUUCACUUACAGCAUAUCUGCAGCCUGCCUACAUAUCCCACACAUCCCAUGAUAUUUGGGUUUCUAGAAAUGUCAGGAUAUCAGGUCUUUUUUUUGUCGGGGCGAGUGUCAUGCUCACACCAAAAAAAAAAAAAAAAAGGGAUUUUAUGAGUUAAAUGUAAACGAGUCCUUUUCGGUUUUAUCUUUUUAAAAAAAGAGACGGAUUUCCAACCACCACUUUAGUAUUGUUCAGAUUGUACAUUUCACGUGCUGUUAUGCUCUUCUCUUGUCAGUAGGUGGUAGUGUUUAGCCGUGAUUCCUCGAGGGACCGGAGUUUGAGGGUACUGUUCCAAAUCCUAAAGCAAACACAACAUAUUCCUACUCACUACUGUUUACAACUUUUUCCAGGUUAGUAGGGAUGCAUAGUCUCUCAGAAAUCAACAUGAAACAAUUUUACUCAUGUUCCCUCAGAGUAUAAUGAUGUUUUGUUAAAUGAUAUUAAUUAAAAACAAGCAGUAAAUUGCCCGUCUCAUGUAUCCAAAGGUGCCAUCUAUGUACUGGGUUUUUCCUCAGCUGUGGUUAGGUUACUCUCCUGUAAACAUACACACGUUUAAACACGAUGGGCAAUAUAGAGGUUGGCAAAAAUGACAGAGGUCCAUAUUUCAUUUAGUAAAUUGAUCACGUAAUGAUUGUGACAGGCCUAAUCUCAAAUGUUAACAGCAGAUUUUAAUUUCGGUUGUCAAGUCACUGCCAAUAUUUGCUAUGUGGAUCUUUUUUAAUGUGUUGAGUUUUUUUUUUCAAUCAAACAUGAAGUCAAUCACUGUGUCACUUCCAGGUGUUUGAGAUUAGUUUGGAUGGUAAAUCAGUGCAAGUUUCAUUGUCAGCCUGUAUCUCUGAACCUCAAAACCCCUGUUCACUCAUUAUAUAAGACUGUUACAAGAUUGAAGUUUUAUUUCUUUUUUUCAUUUGAAAGUACACAGUUGGUGAAAAUCACAACCAGAAUGGGUUAGAUUGAUUUUAGUUGUCAUGACAAUAAGACUACAGAACAGAAAUAAUCCAGAUAGAAAAACACUCCACAGGUUUUUGGGAAAUUAAAGAUACUUUAACCAUGUGUAGUUGACGUGGCAGGUACACCUUCAGUAGCCUGCACUGCACUGAUGAUGAGGUCAUUGAGUCCACAAGCUGAAAAAAGGAUGUAUGAGCAGGUGUUGCAAUCACUUCCUCACCCAGUCUCCAGACCAGACAUCUCCACAGGCAUUCACAAACCCAAACUACUAAGACAUAAGGCAUUUCCAUCCUCUUCAGUGUAGUGUAAAGAUCUUUAACUGUAACUAAAAGCUGUAUAUUCAUUUCUUUUCUGUAUUCAUGGAAUGACGUAGAUGAACUGGGGACAUAAGGUUGGCUGGUGCCUGUGACAAGCACGUGUUAACAGUAUUAUCGCUCUUAUUUUAAGCAGCAGAUACACCUGAACAGUACUGUUAGUACUCUAUUUAGAUGGUUUUGUCCAGUCCUACAGGAUUUAAAUAAGGCUGCUAAAUCCAACUGAUCUGAGAUAAUGUUUUCAGAAGAUCAAUGUGUUGGUGUAACAAUGUCAGAAAUUGUGCACAUGAAAUGUUCCUACAACAGCAGAGAGAGCUCUGUUGAGGCCUGUGUGUACUUGAUGCAGUUUAGAAGGUGUCAGUCAAAGAGCUUUCUGUCUGUUAAGCUCAGUCUAACAUUUAGUUCAGUUUAUCUAGUUUUUUUUCCAUUGCUCUGUUUUCUUCACAACACAACACGACAGGCUAACACUUGAAGUGCAAAGCUCUCCAUCCACUCAGUUAUUCUCGAAUGGUAUACUGAGCAAGUGUCUCAUCAGAUUAAGGACAGAGUGUGGGUGAAGAUGGUGGGCUGAUUUUUUUUAUUUUUAUUUUUUUUAUUUUUUAUGUUCAUCUUUUCAUGACACUUUGUGAAUUAGGAGUACAGACUGCUCCCGUUUGGACAUGAGGCAAACCUACCGCCAGACAAAAAAUGUCAGUAGCAAAACCUCCAGAGCACAUUUAAUGACAACAUAUUGAAAAGCGUUGCUUCUUUAGGAUCUCAUCGUGGUAUCUAUGGUAUAGUUGCCGUAGUUGGAGAAAGAUUGCUGUUACGUUUAAUAAGAAAGCAAAUGUCAGUCGGACACCUGCGCUGAACAUUGGCGUAUGACUUCAACUUGUUGAGGCAAUCUCAAUUGACAUCAAUCAAUCUUUAUUUAUAUAGCGUCAAAUCACAACAAAAGUCAUCUCAAGGCACUUUACACAUAGAGCAGGUCUAGACUGUUCUCUUUAAAUUCAAAUUAAAGAGACACAACAUGGACACAGUUUCGACGGGCUGCUUUCAUCAUACAUCCUCAUACAUCAUUGCUUUAAAAAAAAAGGAAAGACGUAGCAGGAUUGACUUUGACUCAAAGCAAAUGCUCAACUACUUUAAUCGGAAAAUGUACGAAACCACUGAUCUCUAUCAAAGACGUGGCAGUAUAAUGCAGUUCUGUGAUGAGAUUAUUUGAAUCCUGUUACAGAGGUAGAUUAGAGACUGUUAUUGUAGUAAGAACUGACUGAGUCUAUAACUGUUAAGUGCACAUAGCCAAACCGCUGACAUAACGAAAUAUACUAGUGAACUCACACUCUCAAACAGUGUAGCUGCAAAUGUGUACUUAGUCAGCAAAUGAUGGUUUGAUUCAGCUUUUCAAAAUAAAUAACAGGCUCCUGAAGCGGGAUUGUGAAACUAAAGUUGUGUAUGUGUGUGUGUGUGUGUGUGUGUGUGUGUGUGUGUGUGUGUGUGUGUGAUGUAUGCUCUGGAUAAAUCCAAGACAUUCAAAUCAGCUUCUAUGUAUCAUAUUAAUUAGGGACGCCCAACGAAACUUAUCUCUGAAUUGGAGCAUCAGUGUUUUGAUUUCCUUCAUCCUGAAUAUGUGUCCUUGUUGCAUUAUCUUCUUUUUUUUUUGCCAAAUUUUUUGUAAUCAGAUUCUGCCUGUUUCAGUUGAAGUGUGAGCUGAAAUUCAGUGUUUUACUUUGACGUAUCAUAUUCAAAAAUUUAAUGUAUGAUUUUACUAUAUAUACAUUUCCUGCUUAAAAAAAAAAAAAAAAAAAAGCCCUUUCUUAUCUGUGUUGUCUUAACAUCCAUGCUUGCAUAUCAAAACACACGAGUCAUGAUUGGAAGGCCACUAAUACUGUGAAUUCUAUAAAGUAGGCCUACAUUUUAUAUUUCUACCCCCAGUGGAAUUUCAUAUAAGGUUUGAAAGUUAGUAUCUAUUAUAUAGGUUGGUGUAUGUUCUGUCGAUUGUAUGUUCUGUUCUGUUAGUUGUUCAAUGCAGCUGUCUUUUACGCAAAAAUUGCAUGUAACCUUCAUGAUCUGAUCCCCACAACUGUCAUAGACACUCACAGUGCUAACAUUUUGUAAAUAACUUUAUUGGAUGUCAGGAGUUUUUCUUACGUUUGCAUUUCUUUGCCGAAAAAACAUACACGUAGGACUGUUAAUAAAUGAAGUGGAUGGGUUUUUAUUUUGAAGUCCCAAUCCUAAUUUUUUUAUGUCACAUGGCACAUAUUUAAAAAAAAAAAAAAAAAAAAAAAAAAAGAAUCUUGUUGGUGGAAAAUAAUGUACAAAUUCCAGAUCUGACUGUAAAAGAAAAAUAUAGAAGACAUAUUUAAACAAAAACGCUUCCUGAUAGAUCUAAUGCUUCUGAGUUGUGGAAUAAUCAUCACAUGUAAAUGUUUCAACUGUGUACCAACAUUUACAUCAGACUGGGCCUUUGUGCAUCUCACUUCUCUCAUACACCUGUCCUCAUUCCUUUUUCACUCGUCUCUCGCUUCUCAGCUCGUCUUUUCUCAAAUCCGGGGCGACGCAUUUUUUUUGACAAACUAGGCAACAACGAGUUUUGUUUGGGCUAUGAAUGUUCUCGCAGAGACUUGAAUGUAUGUCAGUAUGAACCAAACACUCUACCGGUUAUGAUGGUAUGGCUUUCAACACAUGUAAGUGAAAUGAUAAGAAAAAGUUGGUGGUUAGUUCUGUGUAACUUUUGACCAAUAAAAGUAAGCCUUGCCAUUUUCUGUAUGCCAUGGAUACUCCGCAAUCAGUUAAUUUAUUGAUCAUCAAACUUGAGCUUUGACUAACCGCCGUGACAGCAGGUCUGCUAGCUGUCAGUCAGUAUGAUCCAACUUUGUACAAAAUAGAUUAA